Molecule: messenger RNA, 2036 nt
Organism: Hevea brasiliensis (rubber tree)
Lineage: Eukaryota; Viridiplantae; Streptophyta; Magnoliopsida; Malpighiales; Euphorbiaceae
Product: CASP-like protein 4A1
Exons: 3
Coding region: 169-1164 (331 amino acids)
Source: RefSeq, a predicted model, not a curated record
UACCAUAGGUUCUUUGACUCGUCUAGCGCCUACUUUCCUUCUGCGUCAAGUCUACACAGGGCACUGUCAGGAUUCAACAUUGGCAAUACCAGAAGCAAUCUCCAUAUUCACUUCAAUACUAAACUUUGAUUGCUAAUUUCAGAACUGUAUCUCUAAAUCCAAGAAACCAUGAAAACCCAGGAAGAUGCCCAGCAACAGCACCCCCACGUCCAAGAAAAUGAGCAUAAUCAACGACUACCAGGAGAAGAAGAAGAAGAGCCGCAGCUCCAAGAAGUAGAUGAACAACGUAAUCACUCCAUCUCAAAUUCACCACCACUCACCAUGCACUACUCUUGGUCUUCACCACCUCCUAAACCCCCUCCUACACUCUCUUCCUCACGCUUUGAUUCUCCACCCGAUUCCACUUGUUCCUUAGAUCAUUCCUCUAUGUCUCAUUGCUAUGCAUUAUCUCCUCCACAAAUCAAACAAUCCAAGUACAAAUCUCCCCCGGAAGAUCAAAUCUCUCACAGUUAUGUAUUCUCAUCAUCGCCAGAUGUCAAAUCCGCAAAGCCUCCGUCUCCUCCUCCCCCGGCGGCAGCGGCAGCAGCUGCAGUGCAUGUUUCCAAGGUCGGGUCUGACGCCCAAGAUGAUGAGGUUGUUAAAUCAGCUGAAGAUGGUAUUACUGGUGGCGGUGGCAGUAGCAGGAGAAGGGCGAAUUUGUCAAUUUCAGGGAGGAAGAGGGAAAUUGUGAAGAGAAAGACUUUGCUGGGUUUUAGGUUUUUUGGUUUGGUUUUUUGUUUGGCUUCGUUCUCGAUCAUGGCUGCUGAUAAGAAUGAGGGUUGGGCUCUUGACUCUUUCUAUCGCUACAAGGAGUUCAGGUACUGUAUGUCAGUGAACGUGAUGGGUUUUGUGUACUCAGGCCUGCAAGCAUAUGAUCUUGCCUACUCUUUGGCUACCGGGAAGCUUGUUUCCCAGAAUCAGCUCCGUUACUACCUGGAUUUCUCUCUAGAUCAGAUUCUAUGGCUUGUAUUUGUAUUGGUGUUGAGGAGAUACUCAAUUGACUGGCGAAGGGGAUUACUUUCACUAGUUGGCAUUGUCGAAAUGCUUAAUGUCCAAGCAAUAUUUGCUGCAACUAAAGUGAGGAAUAAAGACACCUUUCACUUUUUCACUACAAACGUGGAUUAAGAAAGGUGUAUUUAAAGUGGCUUAGGAUGCAACUUCAGGCCCUUAACUUUAUAGGAUCAAGGUUUAGCAAUAUGCCACUUUUUGAUGCUUCAAAAUACAAAGCAAAAGAUACAGAAAAGGAACGUACUUUGAAUAGAACAUUUAAAGUAUGUUUCUGAUUGCUUAAAAGAGGCAAAGUUAUUGUAUCCCAUAGAAUGGAAUUCUGGGACCCUUGACUCUGAAAAAACAUGGUUUCUGACGGGAUAAAAGUUCUGAAAGUAUUUAAGAGGGAUAAUGAGGUAUCAAAGAAGUAAAGAGAGAACCUGGUGAAUUGUGGCAUAUAGGAGAAAGAUUUCCGUGAGCGUAUGGUGAAGGGUUUGCAAAUGGUGAAGGCUCUGUUUUCUCUUUUUUGAAGCAUGUGUGCUUCUUGAGACUUUGGUCGUCAAAUAAGACCGCGUGCUGAAAGUGAAAAAUAGAGUUUGAUGGAGAAAUGAGUAGGCCAAGAUGGCCCAGUCCUGAAGCCCAUCAAUGAUUUUUGCAGUAAUGCUGAAGCCAUUCCCAUCCCCCAUUUAUUAAAUAAAUAAUAAAUAAGGGCAGGUUAGUUUGACUUUGUAGGCUUGUAGCAGUUAAGAUGUAUAUGCAAAUGCAAUAAAUCAGGUGCUUUAAAUUUUCUUCUCCCUGAUUUGUAAUUUUCACCAUUUUGUAAGCUACUUUUAAUGGCAACUUAUAGUUAAGCUCCUGCUCAACUGCAGAGGUGAAGCCUUGAGCUCACCCUUGAAACUCUCAAAUGAAGAGAAGGACAAAGGGCCACUUUAUAAGUUCUACACUGUCAUUACUUGAUUCCACGGCUUAUUAUGUUGAUUGCUUGAGUAAAAUUGAGCUCUUUGUUUAAU